This is a messenger RNA of Bactrocera oleae (olive fruit fly), 4298 nucleotides long. It is a transcript of the gene Est-P, whose product is annotated as Esterase P. Lineage: Eukaryota; Metazoa; Arthropoda; Insecta; Diptera; Tephritidae. The record is from RefSeq and is a predicted model, not a curated record.
AAAUAAAUAAUCGGUUUUAUUGGACUCUAAAACACACAUAAUUUAUUAUUAAAGUAUAAAUAACUAAUCGUUUAAAGUGGGUAUGAGCACUCCCUUUGUACAGACGCUGAUAAAUCAAAGACCUUACGUCAUAAGACAAGAUUAGUCAAAUUAUUCCAAAAAAUAUUGUAAGAACAAUAACCGCGUACAGAUACAAAAUUCGGUACAAGUAUGUUUGUAUGUUUGUAUGUUUAAAGUGUGUGUGUGCUAAGAUUAGGUUGCUAUAUUCUGCAAUUUUAAUAUACAAACAUCAUACUUAUACACACCUAUGUAUUUAUGCAGCUUUGUGUGCGCACAAAAAUUUACAAUUUCGUUUAAUGUUUGAGAAGGUCAGAGUCUAUGUUGAGAUUAGACGCGCCAAUGUUUGCGAAUUUAGCAUAAAUAUAAUUAAGUAAGUCUCACAAUUACUUAUGAGGCGAUUUACUUGAAGGAUGAGUUGAAAAGUAUUCAUAAUCGCACAUAAAUGUCUGGAUUCUUUUGUUUAAGAGAUAUACUAUUUUUAAUUUCUUGAACAGUGUAUAUUAAAUUUGCCACGGAGUUCGUAACAUACCAUAAUGUGAUGAUCAGCAUUACGAGCUGUGUCGAUUAAGCCAUGUCCGUCUUACCUUUUGCACCAAGAAGCUACUCAUUUGUCGGAACCGCUGAAAUCGGACCAAUAUAUUAUAUUGCUGUCAUACAAACUGAACGAUAAUAAUCAAUUAUUUAUUAUUGUCCAAAGUAACGUUAUAAUAUCGGAAGAAAGUUUUCAGAUCGCUCCAUUAUAUUAUAUAGCUGACAUACAAACUGAACGAUCAACAUCUUUUGUAACGUUAACUUUUUUCUUGUUUUAUGGUAAUAUUGUGGAGUUUUCAAUUUAUUAUUAAUAUUUUAUCACCAAAAUAAAUCAUGAAUAUUCCGCAAAUAUUUCUGGAGUGGGUGUUUAGCGGCAUAGAGCCGGCUUUCCAGUUGAUUGUAUUAUUUAUCAAGUAUAGCAGCUGCUAUAUAUAUAUUUUAUUGUUAUCAGUGCGCUGGCACGCUCAAACAAAGACUUGCACACAAUACUAUCAGACAAUAUGUAUGAAUUCGUAUUUUGCCAAUUAUACCAAAACAUACAUGUUUCAAAAAUAAAAAUUUUCAAGCCCCACACAGCAUUUCUUUGGUUUACUGAUAAGGAAAUUUUUUAUAUGUACAUAUAUACAUACUUGUAGUAAAUAUAUGUAUAUACAUAAUUACAUAUACAGACUUACUUAAAUGUAUUCUUAAACGGGCUGUAGUCACUUCAUUAUUUGCUAAUAAAUUCAGACAUACUUGUAGAAACAUUAAAAUGAAUUUAAUAUACAAAAUCAUUUAAUUUUUGGGUGUAUUGUGUGUAGAGAUAUACACUGCGCAUCAGAUUAACGCUCGCCUUUCGUUCAAUUUUAACUGCUCUUAAAUAUUUUUCUAAGAAGAAAAUUCUUAAUUAUUGUUUUUGCUUCUAAAUUGACAGACUCUCUCUCUCUCUCUCGCUCUCUCUCUCUAACAGUAAAAUAGAGCUUAUGGGAGGUACCGUUAUAUAUUUAUUAUUGUUUUUUUUUUAUAUUCGAUGAGAAAGCAUACACGUGUUUGCAUCAUCAGAUUAGCGCUCCCAAAUACGAUUUGAAAUAUCUCGGGGAGUUUUUCAACUACGGUCACCAAAUUUUUUCUAGUACAUAAUUAAAUAAUUUUCUUCAAAUUGGUGUAUAAUAUAGGAAAAUGAAUUGUUUGUCAAAAUCGAGGCGUUUCAUGAGUGUGGAUUGUCUUUGCAUAAUAUUAAACAAAAAACUGGUGUUAAAGUCAGCAAAUGAAAUAUUCAAAGGAUGAUUAAGAAAGCUAAAUGUAUAAAAAGGCAGGAGAAGAAGAAGAAGAAAAAAAUCACCACUUAACAAGUUGCGAAAAGAAAUUUGCCUAAGUAUUGGCCGAACACACAUGACUUGAUCUAAGGAGUGGCCUUAUGUCGUAUUUUUUGAUGAGAAGAAAUUGAGGAGCAUUAUUUGGAUCGCUUACACAGUCGGAUCGUUGGCGCGAUGGUAUGGGGAGCCAGAUCCUAUUACGGCAGCUGCGAAUUGCAGUUUUUAACGCCAAAAAUUAACGCAUAUAAGUGCGGUCUAAAAACUACAUUUCCCUUCUGUUUUUUUAAAUAUAUUUGGCAAUCUAAAUUCGCAUUUCCAGCACGACAAUGCGCCAAUUUAUACCGCUUGGUCUAUAGAACUUUGGAUACAAAGUCAAAAUGUCGAUAGAGAACGUCUGGGGAUGAAUCGUAUUGUGUCCUCCUAUAAGUUCAUUUUGAGGUAUAUUGUUAGAAAAAAGUGUGUAGCUCCGGCUCAAGUAUGCUUAGGCGGGCGCUAAUCUGAUGACGCGCAGUGUAUUUAUGUGUAUGUGUAUGUAUUUAAACGCUUAUGGCGCCCAGCAGAAUUACUUGGCUUGAGAUGCAAGCAUAGCUACGAAAACAAUAUUUACACAAAUAUACACAAAAUUAUAUAUAAACAAUAUAUACUAUUUACACGCAUACAUUUAUAUAUGGAACGAAUUAAUUAAUUAACGAGCUACAGAUUUUAGUCAGUUAUUAAAUGACAACGCUUUAAGAUGCACAUUAAAUGUUUGCUUUUGUUUAUAACGGUUCUGUUUGCAGCUGAUGUAAGUGCAUUUAACGAUGCAUUAAUUGUAAAUUUACCAAACGGUAGAAUACGCGGACGCGAUAAUGACUACUACUACAGUUAUGAAUCGAUUCCGUAUGCAGAACCACCGCUCGGUCCAUUACGAUUUGAAUCACCGCGUCCAUACGUUAGAAAUUGGAACGACACAUUUGAUGCGACCCGUGAGCCAAUCGAAUGCAUGCAAUGGGAUCAAUAUAAAUCUGGCGCCGAUAAACUACACGGUGUCGAAGAUUGUCUCACGGUGAAUGUCUAUAAGCCAAAGUUGCCAGCCGUUGCAGAUGUAGAAAGCGGAAUCCCGGUGGUGGUGCUUAUACACGGCGGUGCCUUUAUGUUCGGUUCAGUGCGUGCUAAUGGUCAUGAGAAUUUUAUGCGUAACGGACGUGUAAUAGUUGUGAAAAUGGGUUAUCGCUUGGGUCCUUUGGGUUUUCUUAGUACUGCAGAUACCGUUAUAUCGGGUAAUUUCGGUAUGAAGGAUCAACGUUUGGCGCUGCAAUGGAUCAAGACGAAUAUCGCACGUUUUGGUGGUGAUCCUACACGUAUUACGGUAUUGGGUUUCUCUUCAGGUGGCGUUGCCGUACAUUUACACAUUCUGGCACAACGAAAUUUUACAGAAUAUGCUAAAGUGGCCGUAUCCUUUAGUGGUGUCGCCUUCAAUCCGUGGGCGAUAACGCUUAAGACACGCGAGCGCGCCUUUGAAUUGGCGAAACACCUGAACUGUCCAGACGUCAGCAGCGCACAGCUGAUUAAAGACUGCCUGCAGCGUAAACCGGCCGCGGCGAUUGUACGCGGUGUACGAAAUUUUCUUGUCUUCGGUUAUAAUCCAUUCACCACUUUUGGGCCUAGCAUUGAAGAUGCCGCUGUUGAGGAUGCAUUUUUGACGCGCUCACCUCAGCAGAUAGUGGAAUCAGGUGAUUUUGCCCAAUUACCUUGGCUAGUGUCGUAUGCAGCACAGGAUGGCGCUUUUAAUGCUGCGGAGCUAUUGCAACGUAUGCCACGUAGAGAGGAGUUGAUUGAAGUAUUUAACGAUCGGUGGUAUGAUUUGGCGCCAUAUAACUUGUUCUAUAAGGACACUAUGCAUACUGUAGAACAAAUGGAUGAUUAUUCGGUAGCGUUGAAACGUCGCUACCUAGGGGAGAAGGAAUUCUCCAUUGACACUUAUUCGAAUGUGCAACGCAUGUACACGGAUGUUCUCUUCCGGAAUGGAGUGGAGCAAGCGAUACGUCUGCAGCGACAACAUUCAAGUUGUCCAAUUUAUGCAUAUGUUUAUGAUAAUCCAGCGGAGGAGGGUAUAGGGGAAGCAUUAUCACACCGCAAGGAUGUGAAAAUGGGUACUGUGCAUGGAGACGACUUCUUUUUAAUUUUCAAUAGAGUUGGAAGAACUAAAAUACGCGCCGAUGAACAAAUAAUAUCGCAGAAAUUUGUUAGAAUGUUGGAAAAUUUCACAGCAAAGAGUGAUGAAUUAAGUUUUGGUGAUUGCAAAUUUGUCGACAAUGUUGGGAAAGAGGAGUAUCAGCUAAUGUUUAUUACAAAUGAUACAUGUAUUAAUAAGGCUAUUUUAACACUGCCAUCCUUUUAAAAAAUAUAAACAGAUUUUUAUUGUACACAUAA